GGGGGGGGGGGAGAGGCAGGAAAACUUUUUUCAGAGGAAAAUGCAGGGUUUGUCCUCACCCCUGACGUCAGAGCUCGCUUCCAUAAAACCCCCCAGGGCGGCGGGAGGAGCGGGGCUGGUGCUCCUGAUGGGCCGGCUCCCGAGAGGCGGACAUCUCCUCCCGGGCUGCCCGGCCGAUGCGCGGCCGCUGAGCCCCCAGCAUGAGGUGGCUCCUGCCCUGGACGCUGGCAGCGGUGACCGCAGCCGCCACCGCGGGCAGCGCCCUGGCCACGGCCCUCUCCGCGGCCCCCACGGCCAUGGCCUCCACGCCCGCACCGCUGGAGGACACGUCCUCGCGCCCCCAGUUCUGCAAGUGGCCGUGCGAGUGCCCGCCGUCCCCGCCGCGCUGCCCGCCGGGCGUCAGCCUGGUCACCGACGGCUGCGAGUGCUGCAGGGUGUGCGCCCAGCAGCUCGGGGACAACUGCACCGAGGCCGCCGUCUGUGACCCCCACCGCGGCCUCUACUGCGACUACAGCGGGGACCGCCCGAGGUACGCAAUAGGAGUGUGUGCACAGGUGGUCGGCGUGGGCUGCGUCCUGGACGGCGUGCGCUACGGCAACGGCGAGUCCUUCCAGCCCAGCUGCAAGUUCAACUGCACGUGCGUGGCGGGCGCGGUGGGCUGCACGCCCCUGUGCCUGCGGGUGCGCCCGCCGCGCCUCUGGUGCCGCCUCCCGCGCCGCGUGCGCCUGCCCGGCCGCUGCUGUGAGCGCUGGGUGUGCGACGACCACGCCCGCAGGCCGCGCAAGCCCGCGCCGCGCCACGCCGGAGACCUAGCGAUCCUGGGUGAGGCCGAGCCCUGGCACGGGAACUGCAUCCCCCACACCAGCCCCUGGAGCCCCUGCUCCACCAGCUGCGGCCUGGGCAUCUCCACACGAGUGUCCAACGCCAACGCCGGCUGCCGGCCUGCGCAGGAGAGCCGCCUCUGCACCCUGCGGCCCUGCAGCCUGGACGUCCGGCCACGCAUCAAGGAAGGGAAGAAGUGUCUGGCCGUGUACCAGCCGGAGGCGCCCUUGAACCUCACCCUGGCCGGCUGCGUCAGCACGCGAUCCUACAGGCCCAAGUACUGCGGGGCCUGCACGGACGGCAGGUGCUGUGUGCCCUACAAGUCCAAGACCAUCGACGUCGCCUUCCGGUGCCCCGACGGGGCCGGCUUCUCCCGCCGGGUCCUGUGGAUCAACGCCUGCUUCUGCAACCUCAGCUGCCGGAACCCCAACGACAUCUUCGCCGACCUGGACCUCUACCCCGACUUCGCAGAAAUCGCCAACUAGGCGGGCACCCAGCGCAGGGCUCUGGCCUGGCCCAACACGUGCCAAGCAGCCGGCCCUCGGCGGCCCGGGAUGGCCCCCCCUCCCCCCCAGUCCACUUCCCAUUCAUCUCCGGGGACCCUGACCCCGACCCCGGGCCCCUGCCCGGUCUCUGAGCACCCCAUGGCGCGCUGUGCGGCUGUCCGGCCCACCUGUAGGUCCUGUUCUUGGCAGCACCCUGCGUGCCCUCCACAGGAAGUGCCUAUCUCCAUUGGUCUGGGCCACCCCGGCCCUGGGAGUCACUGGGCAUCCUGAGUCCCAUGGAGCGACUCAGCUGGACAUUUGAUCUGGCCGAUUCCCCCUGGAAAUGCCAAACAUGAGACUCCAUGGGCCCACCCAGCAGGAGCGAUGGGAUGGAGGACAAGGGGUCAGCCUAUGGCUCGGGCCAUGCCGAGUGGCCCUGUCAUAGUUCUGUCCACAGACCCCAAAGUAGCUCUGACCCCAAAGAUGUACAUACCCCAGAGUCACCAAACAUCUGCCAAGGGGGGUGAAGGGCUCCUGGGCUCAGCGUUUU
Molecule: messenger RNA, 1857 nt
Organism: Pipistrellus kuhlii (Kuhl's pipistrelle)
Lineage: Eukaryota; Metazoa; Chordata; Mammalia; Chiroptera; Vespertilionidae
Gene: CCN4
Product: cellular communication network factor 4
Exons: 5
Coding region: 201-1307 (368 amino acids)
Biological process (GO): cell adhesion; signal transduction
Cellular component (GO): extracellular matrix; extracellular region
Molecular function (GO): integrin binding; heparin binding
Source: RefSeq, a predicted model, not a curated record